CUGGCAACAAUGAAUCGGGUGUAAAUCUAGUAAAACGUGUUUGUAGCGUUUUGUUUUUUAUAUGCAAAUAACUUUUCUAAAUAAAAGAGCUGUUACCAAGUACAAAAUGAAUCUGUAACCUACAAAAAACAAAAUACGGCUCUAACAACGGAUCCGUCAGAAUUAUGUGUCCUGUGCCGAUAUGGGGAAUUUUGAGAUAUAACUUAAUAAUCAGCUGCCGUGAUUGAUACUCGUGAAUAAGGGUAUACAUGUCGGUACAAAAAAUGAGGUUAUGAAUUUAUCAAAAAUUUGACAAGAUAAAAGUAGUGUUUACUUGUAAUGAAAUUUAAAAAGUGUAUUAUUUAAUUAAAAACAUGUUUAAUCAGUUUGUAAACUUAUUCAAAAGUAACCGCACAAGUACGUGCGUCAAAAUGAGUAGUUCUGUAAACAAUAUAGCCUCAGCAAAGUUAUUUCACACUUCAGAAGGUAAAAGACAUGGUGAAUACGAGUGGCAAGAUCCAAAAUCAGAAGACGAAGUUGUGAAUAUAACUUACAUCCUAAAGGAUGGCAAACGGGUUCCUGUAAAAGGCAAAGUUGGAGACAAUUUAAUGUACCUAGCUCAUCGCUAUGAGAUUCCCAUGGAAGGGGCUUGUGAAGCAUCCCUGGCGUGUACCACCUGUCAUGUAUAUAUUCAGAGCAAUCAUCUAGAUAAGCUGCCUACUCCAACUGAAGCUGAAGAUGAUCUCCUAGAUAUGGCACCAUUUUUGAAAGAAAAUUCAAGACUAGGCUGCCAAGUUGUGUUAAAAAAGGAAUACAAUGGACUGGAGGUUCAACUGCCUCAAGCUACCAGGAACUUUUAUGUUGAUGGUCAUACACCAAAACCACAUUAG
Molecule: messenger RNA, 869 nt
Organism: Acanthoscelides obtectus
Lineage: Eukaryota; Metazoa; Arthropoda; Insecta; Coleoptera; Chrysomelidae
Source: the annotation of a GenBank genome assembly